Molecule: messenger RNA, 2123 nt
Organism: Ziziphus jujuba (common jujube)
Lineage: Eukaryota; Viridiplantae; Streptophyta; Magnoliopsida; Rosales; Rhamnaceae
Product: IAA-amino acid hydrolase ILR1-like 4
Exons: 5
Coding region: 455-1801 (448 amino acids)
Biological process (GO): auxin metabolic process
Cellular component (GO): endoplasmic reticulum
Molecular function (GO): IAA-Ala conjugate hydrolase activity
Source: RefSeq, a predicted model, not a curated record
UUUGACACGUGUGGAGGUGGAUGAUGACUUCGGACUGGAUCUACUGCAACUGUGAAAAGGCUGAUUGUGGGCAAAAAUUUCUCCCACUUCAUGGAGAUUUUUUUCUUUGCCGUCCAAUAUAAUAUUAAAAUAAAAAAGUUUACAUGGAUAAUAGAAUUUAGCACGUGGGGUAUGUUAGAAUUAAGACAGAGGAGCAGCUGAUGGCAACAUCAAGCAGUCAGGGAAAUCUGCAAAACCAUAGGCAUAGUAGGCCGUAGGCAGUAUAGUACCCUCCAUGGACCAUGCUCGGCACACUUUAUAUACGGUCUGGGGUUUUGUCUUUAACGUCUACGUUUGUUUCCAUUCAGCAUUUUCCUCUCGUUUUUAAAUUAUUCUCUUACUUCCCUUUUAAACCUUUUGUAUUUGCGUAACCUAUGUUUUUAGUUCCUCCUAAUUGAUCAGUUUUACGGUGAUAAUGGGUGUUUUUCUCGAAUGGGUCUCUGUGAUUCUGGUCCUUUGUAUGUUUGUUCCAAUACCCAUCUUCUCAGAUUCGACUUUCAGCUCCAAUGGUCUCUUAAAAACACCCUCAGAGUUGCUCAAUUUCGCCAAGAAACCAGAGGUGUUUGAUUGGAUGGUUGGAAUCAGGAGGAAAAUACAUGAAAAUCCUGAACUGGGUUAUGAAGAAUUUGAGACCGGUAAGCUGAUAAGAGCAGAACUAGAUAAACUGGGUAUCCCCUAUAAGUACCCAGUAGCGAUUACCGGUGUCAUCGGCCAUAUUGGAACCGGAAAACCGCCUUUUGUUGCGAUAAGAGCUGAUAUGGAUGCUCUAGCUAUGCAGGAAAAGGUGGAGUGGGAGCAUGAAAGUAAAAUUCCUGGAAAGAUGCAUGCUUGUGGACAUGAUGCACAUGUUGCGAUGCUUCUCGGUGCCGCGAAGAUCCUGAAAGAGCAUGAGAAAGAGCUACAAGGGACAGUUGUUCUUUUAUUCCAACCAGCUGAGGAAGGAGGUGGAGGGGCCAAGAAAAUUUUAGAAGCUGGUGCAUUAGAGAAUGUAAAUGCAAUAUUUGGGUUGCAUAUAUCAUCUAGAAUGCCACUUGGGGAAGCUUUCUCCAGACCUGGUCCAAUAAUGGCUGGAAGUGGCUUUUUUGAAGCAGUAAUAAGUGGUAGAGGCGGUCAUGCGGCCCUUCCUCAGCACUCAAUUGACCCAAUAUUGGCAGCUUCAAAUGUGAUUGUUGGCUUACAACAUCUUGUUUCGCGUGAAGCUGAUCCACUGGACUCACAGGUUGUGACAAUUGCUAAAUUCCAUGGAGGUGGUGCGUUCAAUGUUAUUCCAGAUUCUGUUACAAUUGGUGGCACUUUCCGAGCCUUUUCUAAGGAGAGUUUUGCUCAACUGAGACAACGUAUUGAGGAGGUUAUCACCUGGCAGGCUGCUGUUCAAAAGUGCAAUGCUACCGUGGAUUUCCUUGAAAACGAGAAACCCUUCUUCCCUCCUACCAUAAACCAUGAAAAGUUGCAUGAACACUUCCUGAAGAUAGCAGGUGAAAUGCUUGGCCGUGAUAAAGUUAAAGAUUUGCAACCAACGAUGGGUACAGAAGAUUUUGCAUUCUACCAAGAGGUUAUUCCCGGAUACUACUUCUACCUUGGAAUGGAGAAUAGAGCAAUUGAAAAGCUUGAAUCAGCACAUUCACCUUACUACCAAGUCAAUGAAGAUGUACUUCCUUAUGGUGCUGCACUCCACACUUCGUUGGCUGCUAGCUAUCUGUUUAAAUUCCAACAGGAAGUUCCUUCACAAUCACAAGAAGUAAAAUAUCAUGAUGAAUUGUAAUGGGUUUUCCAUUACAACCUUAGAGUGUUUAAGUAAACAACAUUUCCAAGCUCACUUAAUCUUGCUACCAUGCCAGACUCAUAUCCAUUCUCCAUAAACUGUAAAUUUGACCUGUUUAUCUUUUUUUCUAAUAUCCUAUUUGCAUAUUACAUUUUUAGGCUGAGUGGAGUCUAUGAACUUGAACAUCUUGAGGAUAAACAGCAAUUCUCUAGUGAAGUGAUUGUACCCAUUCGUUAAUACCUAAAGCAUGAAUUCAUUUUUGUACAAAUAGUUUAUCUGUUUUGAUUUGAAUAAACCACCCACUAGUACCAAAUGAAUGAAA